UGGCCAUUUGGCCUAUUUUGCAUGUCAUUGUGGAUGGCAUGUUCCUUUAAAUUUUAGCCAGCCCGUUAUAAUGUGGGUGGGAUUUUAUGACGUGUCUUGGGGCGUGUUUAUGCAGCUUAACUGCUUGCGUGUUAGUUUAGUUGGGGAUUCGUUUUGGACAGGAGAGGGAGAAGGUUUAUCCUUCGACCAUGUCAAGCAUGUCAAGCAUGUCAAGCCUCAUGUGAAGAAGGAGACACGAGGAGUUUUCUAGUAUCUGAAGCAAUGCACUGGAGUUCGAAGAAGAUUGCUGGAACAAGUCGGAAAACCUUGGAUGUAUCUUACUGUUUUAUAUCUACAAUAAAGAAAAUAUUCAUUAAAAGACUGUGUGCUGAAGCUUUAUGAAAGUAGAAGCUCUGAAAGUCUCUGAGGCAGCUUGCAUGCGUACCGAAGAUAUUCCCCUUAUCCCCUCUCGUCCAAUUAGUGGCUAGGGAGUUAAUUUCCUGAAAGAUCUGAAAAAUCUGCCGCUACAUUAAGUCGAAGGAUACCUCCGGCAGGGGGUAAUUGCCAGUCCCAGAGAUUGGGACAGAAGAAGAUAAGUAAAAGCGAACCUCCGACGGGGGUAAAUACCAGUCCCUGAGAUAGGGACAGAAGAUCGAAGUGCGAAGGCUAAGACCUAGGAGAGGUGCGGCCAGAGCAGGACGAAGGCUAAGACCUCGAAAAGGCGCAGCCAAAGAAGAUUGGUUCCAAUCGUGGAACUGAAGAAGAUCUCGGCCAGGAAGAGCCUUGAGGUCUAUCAACAGCAUCGGAACGCAUCGGAAGACGUAUCACUGGAUUGUGAGUACGAAUUGAUUAUUACCUUUUGAAUUAAAAUUACGGUUUUAAUUGAAAGAAUUCUGUAAUAGAGCUCAACAAGCUGUUUUCUCCAGCGUGUCUGGGAAAGGCAGACCGACCUUGGAUUGUUUUGAAUCAAAGAGAUAAAGGAGCAUUUCAUUGGAAUUAGCAUCAUUUAUUUUGCACCUGGAAUUAGAGAGAGGUUCUCUACAUUAUCAGUAUGUUUUAGUUUUGGAAGAAAUUGUUGAUAAUAACAAAGUCACUCAGAAGCAGAGACUUUUUUUCGACUAAUUUAAAGACUUGGCAAUCUGCCAAGACCUCAUUUAAAUCAUGAAGGAAGAUGAGGGCAGAGCUAUGCCAGAAGAGCCACAUGGUGGUGAAGAAAGACCAGCCAGACAACUUAAACUCACUGAGAAAGGUCGAAGUUAUGUUCUCAAGGAGGCUGAAUUGGAUAGGAACAAGUUGGGGAAGAAGAUUAGAAGGCUGUUUGAAAGUGUGAAGCCACUCAUGGAAUCAGAAGAGAACCAGGGCAAGGUGGAAGAGAAAUUACGCCUGAUAAGUAGCCUUAACCAUGAGCUGAAAGAGAAGCAGGACAUACUGCUGGAGGCAGAGCGUUCUCAAGAGGAGCGUGAAAGACAUUUUAAGUGGGAUUGUGAAAAUACGGAGUAUUAUGAUGAAUCCAAAGAAGUUGUAGAAGGAUGGUUAGAGCAAGUUAGCAAAAGUAAAGGUAGCAGAAAAGAAGAUACUAAGCCAGAAGAAGAAGGUGAUGAAAUAGAACCGGGAGAUAGUAUCUCAAAUGUAUCUUCACAAAGAUCAGGCCGUAAAUCUGGUAGCUCAGCCAGUUCGGUUUCUAGGGCUUCUGCUCGUUUGGGAGCCAAGGCUGAGUUAGCAGCGCUCUCAAUAGAAGCGGAUGCUAUGAAGAAAAAACAUGAGAUGGCCCGUCAGCAAGAAGAAAUGGCGCGAUGUCAGGAACAACUGGAAUUAGAUACAAAGUUGAAGGUGGCUAAAGCCAGAAGGGACAUACUGGAAAGUGAAGGGUCUAGAUGCAGCUCUAGACCAUCAAAGGCGAUAAGCUCUAGAGAGAGAGCCAAAACUGCUCAGAGUGAAUUGGCAGUUGAAUCGAUUCCACGGUCAAAGUCCACAGGAUACCUUGGAUUGGAAAACCUAAAUAGGUUGAGUGAACCUUCAGCUCAGCAAAUGGGUGCUAGACCGAAACUAGUUACUAUAAGAACAUCCGUACAAACUCGAGAAGGACCAGUGGACCAAGGAGAAGGGAGCCAGGUUGGUCUAUUGGCACUGCUGCAUAAGCAAUCUGAAUUCAACGAGAUUAUGUCUCGACGAAAUAAAUCUCUCAUUUUGCCACCAGUUGAAAUUCCUACGUAUGCUGGAGAUCCUUUAGAAUAUGAAACUUUCGUGAGGGCACUGGAAGAGGUAUUAGAGAAGAAAGUUAAGGGUGAAAAAGAGCGCUUACGGUUUCUGGUGAAGUACACACAAGGAAAGGUGAAGGGGCUUGUGGAAAGUUGUCAGAUAGAGCCAGACAACCAGGGCUAUAAAAAGGCGAGAAGAUUAUUGAAGGAACGUUUUGGUGAUGAACAGAGGAUUGUGAAUGCAUACAUUGAAAAGGCGCAUGAUUGGAAAGAAAUCAAGCCAGAAGAUGUGGAUAAAUUGAGUGAAUAUGCAAUAUUUCUGAGAAGAUGUUGCAGCUCGAUGAAAAAUCUUGGCUAUAUGGAGGAAAUUAAUCUUUCAAGUAAUAUGAGAAUCAUCAUUAGCAAGUUGCCCAGAAGAAUGAGAGAAAAGUGGAGAGAUAGGGCAGGUGAAAUACGUGAUAAGAGCAAACAAGUAGCCAGGCUACCAGACCUGGUGGAAUAUUUAGAAAGAGAAGUACGGUACAUGUCAGAUUCAUGCAGCGGGAUUAUUGAAGAAGCCAAGCCACUUGCAAUUUAUAAGGGUUCUACCUAUGUCAAAACUAAACAAAAGACAGGGCCUAAGAAAAGCAAUUUUGCUACCAAUAUAAUACCUGAGAAGGUGUUGGGUGGUGCCAAAGAGGAUGCACCGACCAGAAAUAAUGAAUUCUGUCCAUUUUGUGAUGAAGUAGGUCACACCAUAAGAUGGUGUCGUAAAUUUAAGGAAAAGAAAUAUGAAAAAAAGAUGGACUUUUUAAAAAGGAAUGGAAUCUGCUAUGGAUGUUUAAAGAAGGGGCACAUGGUAAAAGACUGUAAGUGUCCAAUAGUUUGUGACAAAUGUAAGCAGAAUCAUCCCGAUGUGCUUCAUACUGUAAAGAAAGAGCCAGAUCAUACUGAGCAGAAAAAGGAGUCAGCGGAUGUAAAUGCUAUCACCUCGCCUCAAGUAACUGCACAUAUUGGGGCCGGAGAGAAAGCAUGCAUUUUCUCUAUUUUACCAGUACAAGUGAGAAAUAGGGAAACUAAUGUAGUGUUGCAAACAUAUGCAUUUCUGGAUCAUGGGAGUUCAGCUACUUUUUGCACAGAGAAUUUGAUGAGAAGGUUGGACAUUACUGGAGAGAAAGUUAAAAUUCAAAUGCGUACCAUGAAUAAAGAAAAGGAUUACCAGAGUUAUUAUAUAACAAAUAUGGAGAUAUCCAGUUUGGAUGAAGAUAAUUUUAUUCCAAUUUCAGAGGUUUUCACACAUGAAACAAUGCCUGUUGGUCGUCAAAAUGUACCCAGAUGUGAAGACUUACAGCAAUGGCCUUACCUGAAAGAAGUCAAAAUAACAAAGAUAAAUUCUGAUAUUGACUUACUUAUUGGAACGAAUGCCCUGAGAGCAUUAGAACCUGUACAGAUAAUUAGGAGCCAAAAGGAUGGACCGUAUGCUAUGAAGACCCUACUAGGAUGGGUUAUUUAUGGCUCCUUGUGUAAGAAUAAGGAAAGCACCAGCAAAAUGAAUUGCCGUGCUGUUGCUGUUAACCAAAUAUCUACAGGUAAAUUGGAAAAGCUGUUAAUGAAGCAAUAUAAUCAUGACUUCAAUGAAAGUACCAGCCAAGAUCUGGUAUAUUCCGCACCAUGGGGUGUACCACUCGAAGAAAGGGACAUUGAGGGUGGUAUUUGACUGCGCGGCAGUCUUUA
Messenger RNA from Leucoraja erinaceus (little skate), 3890 nucleotides. RefSeq lists its product as uncharacterized. Gene Ontology annotation, molecular function: zinc ion binding; nucleic acid binding. The transcript has 2 exons. The record is from RefSeq and is a predicted model, not a curated record. NCBI's taxonomy places the organism in Eukaryota, Metazoa, Chordata, Chondrichthyes, Rajiformes, Rajidae. Bases 1141 to 3873 code for a protein of 910 amino acids.